Messenger RNA from Belonocnema kinseyi, 1851 nucleotides. RefSeq lists its product as uncharacterized. The record is from RefSeq and is a predicted model, not a curated record. Lineage: Eukaryota; Metazoa; Arthropoda; Insecta; Hymenoptera; Cynipidae. The transcript is spliced from 6 exons. The coding region runs from base 163 to 939 and encodes 258 amino acids.
GAGGUUAAAUGUGCCAGUAUCUGACUUUGAGAAUUUCGAUCCGCUUAAUUACACAAAAAACCACAAAUAUAAAGUUAAAAUAGCUGAGACAUACGAAAAUGCUGUGGUUUUGCAUGUUGCAAAAUGUAAAGUGUAUUACUAAUUCGACAUAUAUGAACAUAAAUGAAAGUUUUUCAAAAUGAUAUACAAGUAACAUCAUUUGAAGAUAAUGGACUUUUUAAAAAACCUGUGCACCCAAAAGAUAUUCUGGAGAAAGAAAAUAUCGCCGAUGAAAACGCGUUCUCCAGAAAAUCAAAAUCGAACAGUCCCAUUACAUCUACACCAAGCAUCGAGGACAAAAACAAGUCCCCAAUAUGUGAUCAUACUUGUGCCGAAACUGUGAAGACUUUGGAAAGUAAAAUUUUGAACCUCUCCAAAACAGCAGAAGAAAUGGAGAGUCUUCUCAAACAAAAAGAAGAGGAUAUACACCAGAGAGAUAUUGAAAUAGAGCGCUGUUUGCGGGUUUCAGAAGCAAGAAAGCUUAUGCUAUUAAACCGAGAGAAAGAGUUGAUCGAUUUGCGAACACUUAAUAGAGACUUACAAGAUGCGGCUAUUGAUAAUUUAAUAUCUUUGGAAGAACAAUUAGAGAAGACAAAGGUACAUAGUAAAGCAGCCGAGAAGGAAGAGUAUGAGGUUGGACAUCGUGAUGAAACUAAAAGAAUGAUUUAUAUUAGCCGAGGAGAAUGGAUGGGCUAUGAUACUUUCAAAAUGUGUACCGAUAACGUGAAGACAUACGCACAGGUCGCCAAGAAUUUAGCAGUGGCCAUAUUUGGUUAUGAAGUACUGCAUAAAGCCACAAUCACAGGAAAAAACAGCAAUCAUAGUAAGGAUCGGAGUAAUCCAUUACAUAAACUCGAAAGGAAAAAAAUUCUGUGCUUAAAAGAAAUCUUCAAGUAUUAACUGUCAGAUGUUUUGCGGAUAGAUGAAGAAAUAGUGGACGAGCAACUAGAUAGAGUACGUACUUACAUAGCGAAAAAAAUUUCAGAUUUGAAGAAAAAACCUAAAACCAGAUCUAAUAAUGCUUCGAAUGCGAAAGGUCAAGAUCAAGAUUUUGAAGAUGAAAUUGGUAAAACGCCUCAGGUACCCGCAACACACACUGAUGUGCAAGAUGGAGAAUAUGUGAGACUUAUCUCACAAACGACUGAGCAACAUUCGAGCAAUGCUGAUUCCCACAAUAAUUCAGAUGAAUCAGAACACGUGCAGGAUGAACAAUGCUCGCUAAAUGUAACUUGUGAAGAUUUGCAUUCUAAACCAGGCUCCAAAAAUGUAAAUGAAAAAGAUUUAAAUUCUAAAGAAAACACAGUUGCAAACUUAACAUCAGAAAUUGAGAAUAUUGAUAAUCGUGCUAAGGAGUACGAUGACACUUUAGUUGUCGAAAAAUCUGCUUUAAUUAAUUUAGAUAGAAGUGAACCUUUAAGCUUUGGUUACGUGAAUGUACCAGUCAUCGAAAGUUCCGCCUUAUUUUCUGAAAUGUUGUUUAUGUUCAACAAUAACACUAUGUAAUUUCAAUAACAGCGUUAUCGAGCUUAUUUGUGAUUUACAGGCACAUUAAGGAUGUUAUAUCCUGUGAAUUAUAAUUACUUAAGGUCAUAAGUCAACUAAAUUUUGUAACUUCAAUCAGAGUUGCAUUUUCUUAAUUGUGCACAGGUUAAGACUUUCUUAAAUUGAUUUUUCUUUCGAAAGUCACUAAGUGUUAAGCCGGAGUGAAAAUUCUGAGCCUCCUUGAAUAAUUAAAGCGAAAAAAAAGUUAUCUAGCAACGGAACGUAAUUUAAACUCUAUUUUCAUUUCGUACAUAUUAUACAUUAUAUCGU